UUGAGCUAUCAGAGAACAUUAGUACAAAGUAAGGGCUUUGAAGAAUGGCUUGAACUAACACAGAAUGUGUCUGAUUCAGGCCUCGGUGACCUUCUGGGACGUGGCUGUGGACUUCACCUGGGAGCAGUGGAGGGUCCUGGAGCCGGCCCAGAGGGCCCUGCACAGGGACGUGAUGCUGGAGAACUUCCAGAACCUGGUCUCUGUGGAUUCCACAGGUGAUAAAACCAGCUUUGGAACCAAAGAUUUGUGUCUAAUCGAGGGCAGUUGCAUAGGAGCAUCAUCAGAGAAGAUUCUGCCAAAGGAUACUACUGGUUAUUCCCAGAUGGGCAAAGUUAAGGAAUAUGAUAUUAAUUUAGAAGAACAGAAGGACAUUCAGGAGAAACAAUUUAGAAAAGUAACAAGCAAUGCCAGUAUGAUUUUUAGCAAUGCCAGGGUACCUCAGUAUAAAACAUUUGGGAGACAUUUUAAUCCGGGAUCAACCUGGAAAGAGACAAUGGGAAAAAGCAUCUUUAAAUAUAAGACAUUUGGAAAGCACUUCAGCCAUUUUCCUGACCUGAUUAUUUCCAAUGCUUUCUUCUUUUGGCAGAAGUAUUCUAAGUCUAACAAAUGUAGGAAACCCUUCAGUUAUCACUCAGACUUACUUAAAUUUCAUAGACUUCAUGUUAGAGAAAAGCUACACAAACAGAAUAAAUGUGGAAAAUCCCUUGGCAGAAAAUCAAAUAGUAACAAAUUGCAGAGAAUUCAUUCAGGCAAAAAAUAUUACAACCAUAGCAAAUAUCAGAAGUCCUUUAGGUACAGAAAAAGUUUGACUAAACUUAAUGCAGUUCAAAUGCGGGGGAAAUCCUUGGUUUAUAUUAAGUUUGAGAAAGCCUUCAUCAAAAAGGGACACCCGAUUGCCCAUCCGAGGAUUAAUAUUAGCAAGAAACCCUUUCAGUGUAAUGAAUGUGGGAAAAUUUUCAGUGAGAGAAAAAACCUUAUUAGUCAUCAGAGAACUCAUACUAGAGAGAAAUCAUUUUUAUGUAGUGGAUGUGGAAAAAGUUUCAGCCAGAGGGCACAUCUUAUUAGUCAUCAGAGAAUUCAUACUGGAGAAAAGCCCUUUGCGUGUAAUGAAUGUGGGAAAGCCUUCAUCCGAAGAGGACACCUUGUGACACAUCAGAGAAUUCAUACUGGCGAGAAACCUUUUGUUUGUAACGAAUGCGGAAAAACAUUCAGUGAGAGGAGAAACCUUAUUAGCCAUCAGAGGAUUCAUACUUCAGGAAAACCUUUUGUGUGCAGCGAAUGUGGAAUAGGUUUCCGGCAUCGAGUAAGUCUCAUCAUUCAUCAGAGAACUCAUACAGGAGAGAAACCAUUUGCCUGUAAUGAAUGUGGAAAGGGCUUCAGACAGCGGGGUCACCUUAUUACACAUAAGAGGAUCCAUACAGGAGAGAAGCCUUUUGCAUGCAGCGAAUGUGGGAAAACUUUCAGUGAGAGGAGAAACCUUCUUGCCCAUCAGAGAAUUCAUACUGGAGAGAGGCCCUUUGCAUGUAAUGAAUGUGGGAAAGGCUUCCGAUGCAAAGUCAGUCUUAUCACUCAUGAGAGAUCUCAUAAUGGAGGAAACCUGUUUGAAUGUAAUGAAUGUGGAAAGAGCUUCAGCUGGAAGGCAAGCCUUAUAAUCCAUCAGAGAAUUCAUACUGGGGAAAAACCAUUCACAUGUAGUGAAUGUAACAAGUCCUUCACCCGAAGGGCAAGCCUUAUCAUCCAUCAGAGAAUUCACACUGGAGAGAAACCCUUUGCGUGUAACGAAUGUGGAAAAGGCUUCAGCCAAAGGGGGCACCUUAUUACACACCAAAGAAUUCACACUGGAGAGAAACCCUUUGAAUGUAGUGAAUGCAGGAAAACCUUUAGUGAGAGGAGAAACCUUAUUACUCAUCAGAGAAUUCACACUGGAGAGAAGCCCUUUGCAUGCAACGAAUGUGGAAAAGGUUUCCAAUGCAAAGUGAGCCUCAUUACCCACCAGAGAACUCAUGGUAGAGAGAAACACUUUGCUUGUAAAGAAUGUGGGAAAGCCUUCGGUGAAAGGGCACACUUUAUUACCCACCAGAGAACUCACACUGGAGAAAAACCCUUUGAAUGUAUUGACUGUGGGAAAGCCUUCAGUGUGAGGGGAAGCCUUAAUAGACACCAAAGAACUCACACUAGAGAGAAACUCUUUGAAUGUAACGACUGUGGGAAAGCUUUCAGCCAGAGAGGAAAUCUUAUUAGCCAUCAGAGAACUCAUUCAAGAGAAGCACCAUUUGCUUGUAAUGAAUGUGGUGUUUCCUUUAUCAGGAGGACACAUUUUAUUAAACAUCAGAGAACUCAUCCUGGAAAGGAACGUUUUGCACAUAAUGAAAGCGGGACAGCCAUCAUUGACCAGGAACUGCUCAAAAGCCAUUACAGGAGUCAUGCUGGAGACAAACCCUUUGCAUGUGACGAAUGUGGAAAAGCCUUUAACAAGAGAGGAUACCUCAUUAGACAUCAGAGAAAUCAUAAAGGAGUAAAACAUUUUGAAUGCAGUUAGGAUAAAGAGUAGCCCAAGAGAGUUCAAUAUUAGUGUGGCGGAAGGUAUCCAGUCCAGUCCCCCGGAAUCUCUGCGUGGCCCUAUGCUAUUGAAGUCAGUGACUUAGAAGACACAAUCGUCCAAUUUUCAGAUUAUCCAAAAGUGAGAGGGAUUGCUAACAUACUGUAUGGCAAAGCCAGGAUCCAAAAAAAAUCUUCUCCAGUUUGGGCAAUGGGCUAUACACUAAGAAGAUGACAUUCAAGAGGGAGACAGGCAUUCAGGAGCUUUUGCCAAUCAAUUAGGAAGCGUUUAUUAUGUGGGAGCUCAUGGGAGCUUUCUUCAAAAAUUUGAUGGACUAUCGAGUGAAAGGUAUGUUCUGAUUGCCCCCACAGUCAAAGUUGAGCCAUGGGAUGGGGAUGCAUUGAAAUAUAUUGCAUUGAAAUUCAGCUCGCAUUAAGGAAAUAAUACGGAAAGAUCACAACUGUUAGAAGACGAGAGGGACUGGGUUAACCUUUCUGGCCUCAAAUUAGGCUCUAGUAAUCUAAAACGUAUUAAGCAUCUACUCUCCAGGUACAGCUGGGAGACAGAAAUCUAGAUUUUUAAGGUAAACAGGCUGUGGGAAAUAGGAUGGCUGCAAAGUUGGCUGAUGCAGCUGAUGGUAAGCAGCCAGCCAGCAGCUUGGUCAUUGAAUUUGUAGCUCAAUCCACUCAUCAGCAGAGAAAGUUUGAGCCCAAGAUGCCCCAGGAACUGGAGGUAUUUUUUUUGGCUUUCCUGUGAUUCUUUUUCAUGCAAGGAGAAGGAUUCAGCAUCAGGGCGGAUAGAAAGAUAACGAGUAGACUGCUGAAAGGGAUGGAGCAUCUUCUGGAAGCUCUUCGAUAUGGGGGUGAGCUCAGUUUUCAGUCCUGCUCUAAACAGACCAGGCUAGUUUUGCAAACCUAGGGUCCCUGCCAUAUAACUGGGCUGGUUAUACCUUUAAAAACAACUACCGCCAUUAACCAACAAAUGUGAAACUGACUUCAAGACAAUGGGUCCGGGGACUAGGCAUUAAUCUACUGAUACAACUUUUUGUUCUCCUAACUAUAAAAUCCAGUACACUGGGGGCAGUCAGGGCUUUC
Antechinus flavipes (yellow-footed antechinus) is the source of this 3633-nucleotide messenger RNA. Its product is annotated as zinc finger protein ZFP2-like. NCBI's taxonomy places the organism in Eukaryota, Metazoa, Chordata, Mammalia, Dasyuromorphia, Dasyuridae. Bases 65 to 2539 code for a protein of 824 amino acids. The record is from RefSeq and is a predicted model, not a curated record. The transcript has 2 exons. Gene Ontology annotation, biological process: regulation of DNA-templated transcription.